Messenger RNA from Strongyloides ratti, 810 nucleotides. Its product is annotated as Thioredoxin-like fold domain-containing protein. Gene Ontology annotation, biological process: cilium assembly. The record is from RefSeq and is a predicted model, not a curated record. NCBI's taxonomy places the organism in Eukaryota, Metazoa, Nematoda, Chromadorea, Rhabditida, Strongyloididae. The coding region runs from base 1 to 810 and encodes 269 amino acids. Gene Ontology annotation, cellular component: cilium. The transcript is spliced from 2 exons.
AUGAAAUUCAAGUAUAUAGUAUUUAUCAUUGCUAUUUUAAAUGGUAUUAAUGGAAAUAAAUGUCCAAAUUUUACUAACAAACAAUGGUUUACAUAUUUAUUUUCAAGAAUUUGUCCCAUAAUUGAAGAUAAAAGAUGUUUGUCAUUUUUACCAAUAGAUGUUUUAACAGAUAAAGCAAAUUGUAUAAAUUAUAAUGAUAUCCAUAAUAAUCAUGUACGUGCAAUGAAUAUAUCUGCAUUUGAAAAUUUAAAAAAGAAAGAAAAUGAAAACGGUAUAGCUUGGUGUUCUCUUGUGAUAUUUUACCGUGAACAAUGUAUAUUUACUGAAAAAUCACUACCAAUUUUUAAAAGUAUUCCUCAUUACUUUUCAAAACUAUUAGUAAUUGCUGUAAAAACAUCAGAAAAUUCUAAAAUAUUUCAAAUGCGUGUUGUUGAACCAUCUCCAACAAUUGUUCUUUUGUCAAAUGGAGAGUAUUAUUCAAGGAUUCCAACAGUAAAUAUUACAUUAGAAAAAAUGGUAGAUAAAAUUCUUGAACAAACAGAUUUAGAAGUUAAUGAAGAUCUUAAAGAUUAUAUUAAAGAAAAAAAAUAUAAAAUUAUUGAAAAGGAAUAUUUUGACAAUUCAGAUGAUGACAUAUUUAAUGCAAAAGCAGAUGAUAAAUUUAUAAAUGUUCAAUUAAAACUUGCUAUACCAACAAGUGUUCUAAGUGGUUUUUAUCUUUACAUUAUUUCAGAAAAAGGAAAAUUUUGGCGAGACAUAUUGAUAAAUUUUGUUAGACCCUUAAGAAAUAGAUUUAAUAAUUUAUUAUAG